AUGGAGGCAGCUUUGGGAGAUUUGUCUGUUUUAGUGAGCAUGCUGGCUUGCUUGCCGCUUGAGGAGAGCUUGCAGAUUGCCGCACCUUUGGGACGUCUUUGGCACUUCGCUGCCCUUCAACCUGGGGCUUUGGUGGGGCUGCUGCGCCUCCGAGGUUUCUAUGAGGUCGCACCCAUGGGGCUGACGAAGUUGCUGGGCCGCGGAUGCCUAAGACAGGUGGAGAUGGUGGAGAUCGAGGAGCCCUGCUGCUGGUGUCCCGAGGUGCUCUCGAGCUUGCCUUCCCUGCGGCAGCUCAGGGUAUCGGGUGCUCGGAAAGGGAGGCCUGCAGUGGAUGUGGACUUGGCAGCAAGCAGCAUCCUCGCAGUCGCGUCUCAGCUAACGAUCCUAGAGUUUCGCUGCCAAGGCUUUGGCUCGUGGCCUUCUGUAUCGGUUUGGCCAAGAACACCAGCCUUAAGAAGACUGUCGGUCAGAGAGAUGCCACUCUCCAUUUGGGACUUGCCCAACCUCUUCGCCGCUCAUGACUUGGAGACAUUGGAACUGCAGGCCUGUCCGCUCACCGAAUCGCAGAUGGGCAUUGUGCAUUCUGGCGCGAAUGUGAAGCCUGAAGUGGUUAUUUUAGUCGGUUGUGGCGGGAAGAUGGCCUUGACAGUGCUGCUGUCCUUGGGCCUCACACGGCUUUGCUACCUACGUGUCGACAGCCCCACAGAUGCCAAGCUGAAGGAGGAGCUCACAAAGGCCUGCCGUCCGAACAUCGGCGGCAUUGACGAGGAGGUUGAUAUCUCCCCACUACUGCAAAACAGGCCGAACGAGAGCUCCGAGCUGAGCUACAGCGCGUGCGGCGCCAGAGUGGGGCCGAUUCUGUUGGGCCUUGGCGGCCCUUGGCACGGUGGCUGGAGGAGGCCGAGCGCAGUGUUCCCUGUGAUGGAGAAGUAUUGUACAAGUGCAGGUCGAAAUAGGUUGUGCUGA
This is a messenger RNA of Durusdinium trenchii, 966 nucleotides long. NCBI's taxonomy places the organism in Eukaryota, Dinophyceae, Suessiales, Symbiodiniaceae. The record is from the annotation of a GenBank genome assembly.